Molecule: messenger RNA, 780 nt
Organism: Branchiostoma belcheri (Belcher's lancelet)
Lineage: Eukaryota; Metazoa; Chordata; Leptocardii; Amphioxiformes; Branchiostomatidae
Exons: 3
Coding region: 1-651 (216 amino acids)
Source: RefSeq, a predicted model, not a curated record
AUGUCCGCAAUAAUGGCGACUCGUCGGAUUCUCGUACCGCUCCUGCUGGUCUUGCUGCUGCCUGACGGUGACAGAGUGACCACUGCGGAAGGGAAGGAGGUGACCAUGCACGGUCGGCAGGAGGCUGACAGGUGCGUGUGCACGUUCGUGUCCCCGUACCUCCCGGCAGAUUUCCCCCAGCCGCCGCCACAGCAGUCGCGCCGGCAGGACUGCACAGACAGCGUCCUGGACUCGGAGUUCAUCAAACAGGAGCUGCACUUCAUGAGGCGGCAUCAGAUCGCCAACCGCAAGCAGCGCGUGGACGCCAUGUUUGAAGAGAUGCUGCAGAUGCGUGAGCUGAACCAGCGGCUGAUGUUUGAACUGCAGGACCAGAGCGACAGGAGCGAGGAGUACCGCACUAAGCUGGACACCCUCACCAAGCGGGUGGAGAACGUGGACCUCAACAUGAACGAGUUCAUGUUCGCGUUCGCCGGCAUGAAGAGGAUGGUCGCUCCCGGGGAAACCCUGCCGAACCUGGCCGAGGAGCCCAUAGAAGAACCGGCGGUGAAGAAAGAACCGCCCGCCCAGGGGUCCGGGGACAUCACGUUUGACGACGUGGACUAUGAUAUUGUUCCCAACCCCAGGCGUAGGAGAGAAACCAACAAAUCAUAAGAUGUAAGAUUAUAGAAUUUUAGAAAAGCAUAUUAUGUAUAAUGUUUGCCUUCACAUUGGGACGGUCUAGCUCUACAAACCCGAGCUCCUGCUCUGUUUUCUUUCUUACUCAAACACGUUAAUUGCAAA